UGACCUCAUGAGCGUGCUAUAAAUUCACCACCUGCACAUUCACACAGCACAUUCAACCACCACAGAGAAGAUUCUACACGGCUCCAAGACGCUUAACGAGCUUUUCCCAAGACGAUAAUGGAUCCCUGCGAGUGCUCCAAGACUGGAACCUGCAACUGCGGUACAUCCUGUAAAUGCUCAAACUGCCAGUGUGCAUGCUGCAAGAAAAGCUGCUGCUCUUGCUGCCCUUCUGGCUGCAGUAAGUGUGCGUCUGGAUGCGUGUGCAAGGGUGAUACCUGCGAUUCCAAGUGCUGCCAGUGAAGACUCCAACGUUACCUCCAUGUUACUCUGUCUUUGUAUAGCUUGUAGCAUGUAGGUUUCUCUUUAUGUGGACAUUCCAAUGAAUAGUAUCAGUAGUACAUGUCCUUGAUGGUGAUCUGUUUUGUUUUUUUUUUUGUCAAACUUGUUGCUUUUGUUUCUAAUGAUGACUCUUCUCAUGUCAGCUCCUUUUGUAUAAGGCCUUCUCUUUCUUAAAGUGCACUUCUGAAGAGUAGGAGCUUUGUCAAAUAGGGUUUUUGACACUUGUGGACUAACCAUACAUGUAACUGUCAUAUCGUCAUGUAUAAUAAAUGACUUGAAUCAA
Molecule: messenger RNA, 622 nt
Organism: Ictalurus furcatus (blue catfish)
Lineage: Eukaryota; Metazoa; Chordata; Actinopteri; Siluriformes; Ictaluridae
Gene: mt2
Product: metallothionein 2
Exons: 3
Coding region: 118-300 (60 amino acids)
Molecular function (GO): metal ion binding
Source: RefSeq, a predicted model, not a curated record